Molecule: messenger RNA, 4107 nt
Organism: Fusarium subglutinans
Lineage: Eukaryota; Fungi; Ascomycota; Sordariomycetes; Hypocreales; Nectriaceae
Product: transcription factor
Exons: 15
Coding region: 1-4107 (1368 amino acids)
Biological process (GO): regulation of synaptonemal complex assembly; meiotic cell cycle
Molecular function (GO): protein binding
Source: RefSeq, a predicted model, not a curated record
AUGACCGACCGGAGUGCCGCUACCAUGGGCAAGAGCGCUAAGCAGGAGCCUGCCAAAGGCGACGAUGGCAAGGCUGUGAAUCGCGACAAGAGCUCGAAUGCCACUGCUUCUGGCAAUCAUAAGGCCCCUACAAAAAAGAGACGCAAAGUCAACCACGGUUCUAGAUGUGGUGUUGCGCAUGUGCUCAUGGGGGUUCGCGCUGGGGUUCUUGUGUAUAUUGCCGACGAUCUAUGCAUUAAACGGAAUAUUGGACAUCUCUGUCACGAUGAGCCUCGUGAUGCCGAUUCCAAGAAGGCAAAGAGUGUUCAGAGCACCCAGAGCAUACAGGCGCCCUCUGUAGUUGAUGAAUCAGACGCACAGUCCGAUAUGGCUCGUAGCUCGAUUUCUAGUACCAUGGGCCCACCUCCCCCAGCGUUUGACACGACAAGGCAGCGAGGUUCCAAAUCCUUUGGGGGAGUGCUGGGUCAAGGAAGCCCACUGUCCAUUGUGCAACCCAGCCAGGUCUCGGGCCUGCAGGGCAAUGCGUUGAACAACGGUAACAGUAACGCGAAUCAAUUUGCGGGUUUCCAAGAUGCGUGGAUGACAGCUCAGAACCAUUUUCAUGAUAUGCACAGCUAUCACCCCAACUACAUGAUUGCCUCAGAAGUCACUCACGAGUUCAAUCUUCUCAACGACUUCCUCCAUACGAGUCUACUCGAUGACGGUAGUGUGCCGCCAGAGGAACAACAGAGCCCGGCAUUCAAGCGGUCGAGCCAGAGCCAGUCGGAGAUGCUACCCAGGUUUGGAAAUAACACCAACACCUCUAUGGGAGCCGGUGGUUCAAACACCAUGUCAAACAUGACAGAGGGAUCAAUGCUGCCACCCCCUCCGAAUGUUGAGGGCAAGAACAUUCCACGACCGGGAAGCGUUGUGCCCGCCGACAAGGCUCGCGAAUACUAUCUACAAGCUGCCGACCCAUCAGGCAACGACACGCCAGAGGAGCGAAUGGCGCGUGUGCUCAAGGCCAAGUACGACGCUGGACUUUUAAAGCCGUUCAAUUACAUCAAUGGUUAUUCUCGCUUGGGUGCAUAUCUCAAUUCGCACAUCACAACAGCGUCAAGGGAAAAGAUUCUGAGGACCAUCGCCCGCUUCCGGCCCGCUUUUCGAGAAAAGGCACAUGCUUUGACGGAUAUAGAACUUGUGUACGUUGAGAUGUGGUUUGAGAAACAGCUCAUGGACUAUGACCGGGUGUUUGCAAGCAUGGCAGUGCCCGCGUGCUGCUGGCGAAGAACCGGUGAAAUCUUCAGGGGCAACAAGGAGAUGGCAGAGUUGAUUGGCGUGUCAGUAGCUCAGCUCAGAGAUGGCAAAAUCGCGUUGCACGAAAUCCUCACAGAAGAAUCAGUGGUGCGAUACUGGGAAGAGUUUGGCACGAUUGCCUUCGACCCAGCGCAUGAGACCCUCUUGACGGCCUGCUCCCUGAAGAAUCCAACCCCUGGGUCAACGCAUCCAGUUGUGAAAUGUUGUUUCUCGUUCAUGAUCAGAAGAGAUGAGCACAAACUGCCAGCUCUGAUUGUUGUCGGAAUUGGGAACGGCGCCUGGAUACAAGGAUUCGGAGCUAUCGGGACAGAAUUCGCGUCAGAUCUCUAUUCCAAGUUGCCCACCUCAUGUGACUCGAGCUCAACCGAUGUUCUCCUUUCCGACCUGAACCAUCACAUAACCACAGCCAAUCUUCUUGCGGAGAGCCGCAUUGCUCCUCCGUUAGAAGUUUCCAGGAAUCUAAAGGACAUCGGAAGAAAGCUAUGGAACGAAUGUAUCAAAGAAAGGAGAAAGAGGGACAGCCUCCUGCAGUCCGCUUCUAGGACUCAACUGCUGGUUCGUACUCGGGUUCUGGCCUUCCUCGCCCAUGCUCUCGCACGGGAGCAUCGACGUGGUAAAAGGAGGGAUAAUCUGGAAGAAAUGAUAUACAUGAUGGGCUUGUCACUCACGUUGGCGCGAGUUUGUGUCGAAUCAUCGGACUUGGACGGGGCGCUUCUGAGUAUGGCCAAAGCUGCGGACUACAUCGACCGACUGAAAAAGAUCGACAAUUUGACCACUGAAGAUAGGGCGCACGUACAAAAGAUGGAGGCUGAAUAUUUGACCAUGCGAUGUGCUUUGUCGUGGAAACAGGGCCGUCUCGACGUUGCGGAGCACAUGUACGCCAAAGCAGAUGACCUCUUACACAAUCUCGAUCCAACUUCUGCUGAACAUUUGGCUGACACGUUUCACGGAAUUGGGGGCGACCUCUUGUCGAGAGGCGAUAAUGAAAUGGCUUUAAAGUGGCUCCGGCGGGCACUUGACCUCAUAAAUGACCAAGCGCUAGAGAGACUUUCAACAGAAGGGCUGGAACUUCGAAUAUCCAUCCACCACGAACUUAUACAGGCACUGCUCGCCACAGGGUCGCAAGACGGACUACAGGAAGCUGAGGAUAUAGUGUCGCAUGUUGAAUCAGAGAUCGGGGACAAGCCUGUAGUACUACAUUGGAGGCUCGAGAUUCUUCAACGAUCUCCAAGCGAAGUCUUCAAUGCCGAUGCAUGUGCGAGUAUCUUGCGCCGUAUGAUACGGUCGCUCGAUCUAUCGGACGCUGGGCUUGGCUUUCUUCUACAUGGUAUCAGCGAACUGCGGAUGCGAGGUCCACGUUUGGCCAUAGGUCUCAUGGAUGAGUUAUUGCUCAGAAAACUCAUGCCUUCCCGUAACAUUGACUGGAUAGGCAAAGCCAUUGUCCGGCGAGUUUGGAUGGGCACGAUGGAAGCAGAUGCGUCUGUGAGCGUAACAGAUUUAAACCAGACCCUGGAUCAGCUCGUUCAAGAAGCUGGUCAGUGUGAUCUUGAGGCCUCGACUGCUGCACUUUCUCUCAUCUGGAAGAAGCUCGAUACUACUUAUUCCAAAAAGCAGUACAAGGAAUCCCAGCUUUGGUGCCAGGCUGCGCUCCACUCUAUCUUUGCGAAUAGUGGCGAGGCGUGUCAGGGCAAGUUCAGCAGAAGGCUGGUGCUGUGCGCUACUUCUUGUAGUGAUGCAGAGGCUGCACUUUCUGCAUUUCACUCAAUGCCUAGAAGCAUACAGGAUGAGCCGCUCACCAGAUACCUCAUGUUCCGGGUUUCUCUUCUGAACUGGGACCAUGACUUGGGUCGUCAAUGUGUCGAGUUCCUAGGUGUACGAUCAGGCUUUUACAUUCGCUUGAGUCGCAAGAGGGUAGCGAAGGAGACCCAAGUCCUGAACUUGCGGAAGAAACUUGCCGAAUUUUUGAAAGGGGGGAUGUGGCAUCUAAUCCGCAUUUUCCGUGCGUGUCUCGCAUUUGUGGAUUGUUACUCAUCCGAUCUCCCUUCGGAGGAUGAUACUGAUCUACGACUUAUGUCCGUCCGUUGUCACUUUGUCGUCGCCGCGGCACUUAUCUCCCAGGCUCGUACUGGGGACAAGGUAGAUGAACAGCUGCAGCAGUACCUUGAAACAAGACGGCACAUUUCAGAAUUCGACACCCUUUUUGACGCUCAAUUCCGAAACGAUCCCAAGUCUCAGAUAUAUCCCGACCUCCUGGCCAAGCUGUCAACGCUUUUUGUCUUUGACUUUGAGAGUGCCGUGUGCUUAAAGAGUUGGGACGAUCUUGGCCAGAUCAUUAGGAAGGCUCGAAUAUGCAAAAAUGAGAUGAUGUAUAAGGCAAUAGGGGACUGCUUGUUACGGAGUGAAGCUUCAGGAAGCGUCGUAUACGGAACCAUGCGGCUUAUAAUCAAUGAGAUAUUCUCACUAGAGCAAUUUGACAAUCAGCAACUCGCGAAGUACAUGCGAUGCAUGUUCCAAGCUAUCCUACCCCUGGAUGACAACCUUGCUUUCCAGGUUGUGGAACAAGCAGUCCAAAUAGCACGCGAAGGAAGCCAAAUGCGGAAGCCUUUCCCUGCAGAGGACUUGGACUGGAUCAUCGCAACAACAUUUAAUCAUGCGAUUGAUAUCUUGGCGAGAGGUGACAAGGAUCUAUGUCAGCAAUGGGCUAUGAAGGCCCUUGACCUGACUGAAUAUAUGGAUGAUAAUGGCGAUAUACGGGAUGUGCUGCGUGAGAGAGUUGUCAAACUGGGCUUGAGUAAAGGGGCACCUAGCUGA